Messenger RNA from Parnassius mnemosyne (clouded apollo), 762 nucleotides. The record is from the annotation of a GenBank genome assembly. Lineage: Eukaryota; Metazoa; Arthropoda; Insecta; Lepidoptera; Papilionidae.
AUGGGUCAACUACCUGCCAUAAGAGUCACCCCUACUAGACCCUUCAAACGAAGUGGAGUAGAUUACUCGGGCCCUAUCAGUCUAAGGACCUCAAAGGGACGUGGACACCAUGCGUACAAGGGAUAUAUUUGCUUGUUUGUAUGCAUGGUUACUCGUGCUGUGCACCUUCAAGUUGUCAGCGAUCUCUCCACUCAAGGUUUUCUUGCAGCCUUUAAACGAUUCGUCGCACGAUGUGGUAACUGCAGUAAACUGUGGAGUGAUAAUGGGACCAAUUUUGUGGGAGCUUCUAGGGAUUCAAAGAAAUUAUUUAAAUCUGAGCAGUCUAGAAUCGCCAAGGAUAUAGCCGAAGCUUUAGCCAACAACGGAACCAGUUGGCAUUUUAUUCCACCACAUACACCUAACUUUGGGGGACUUUGGAAAGCUGGCAUUAAGUCGUGUAAGCAUCAUUUAAAAAGAAUUAUAGGACAGUCAACUUUAACUUUUGAAGAAAUGUCAACGCUACUGAGUCAAAUUGAAGCUUGUCUAAACUCACGGCCACUUUCAAGAUAUAAUGAUCACAAUGAAACAGUAGAAGCUUUAACACCAGGUCAUUUUCUACUUAGUGAGCCAAUUUUAACAGCCCCUGAUUACAAUUUCGAUUCAUCUAACAUUACGUAUUUGAAAAGAUGGCAACAGGUUCAACUUUUAGAAACGCUGGUCCCAGGAAUAAUUAUCUCAUUGCCUGAAAUAAAUGGACAAACCAAACCGCUGAAUCCAAUAUAG